Notechis scutatus (mainland tiger snake) is the source of this 1221-nucleotide messenger RNA. The record is from RefSeq and is a predicted model, not a curated record. NCBI's taxonomy places the organism in Eukaryota, Metazoa, Chordata, Lepidosauria, Squamata, Elapidae.
AUGGCACUGACUGAGCAGGAGAAAUAUACCUAUAGAUACAAAGACCUCUCUCAUCCUAUAGAGUUUUUGGAUGCAUUCAGGACGUUCUAUCUUGAAGGGUUAUUCACUGAUAUUACCCUUCAGUGUUCACCGGGUGUGCUAUUCCAUUGCCAUAAAGCUGUAUUAGCUGCUUGUAGCAACUAUUUCAAAGCCAUGUUUACCUCUGACAUGAAAGAAAAGUCAAAGGAUCAGAUUCAUCUCUCUUUGUUCAGUCCUACAAUACUAGAAUCCCUGGUGUUGUACACGUACACAUCAGAGAUCCAGAUAACAAAACAAAAUGUUCAAAGCCUCCUUCAAGCUGCUGAUCAUCUUCAGUUUACUUCCGUCAAAAAAGCCUGUGAGCAGUUUCUCAUCCGACAUUUAGACCUUGACAACUGUUUAGGGAUGCACUCCUUCGCAGAAUUCCAUGUUUGUUCAGAGCUGGAGAAGGAAUCCAGAAGGAUAAUAUUGUCCAGAUUUGAAGAAGUGUGGAGACGGGAAGAAUUUCUAGAGAUUAGCAACAAGAAACUCCAGUUCAUUCUCUCCAGAAAGAAUUUUGAUAUCUGGAAAGAAGAAGCAAUGAUAGAGCCCAUUGCGAAGUGGAUUGCCUAUGAAGUGGACAGCAGGAUCGAAUACAUUUAUGAUCUGUUGAGGUGCCUUGAAACUGAUUUAGAUGAAAUGUACUUGAAAUCAGCCCUCAGCUUGUACAAAAAAUGCCAGCUAAAGGAACAUAAAAUCAGAUCUCUAAUCCGUAGUGUAUUGGGCCCCAAGCCAAGAGCAGUUACAAAAAGAUCUACCACUAUUAUGUAUGUGAUUGGGGGCUAUUACUGGCACCCUUUGUCUGAAGUGCAUAUAUGGGAUUCAGUAAAGAAUGUUUGGGUCCAGGGAACAGAUAUGCCAGAGCACACACGAGAAAGCUAUGCAGUCACAAGCUUGGGACCCAAUAUUUACGUGACUGGAGGUUACAGAACAGACAAUAUAGAAGCCCUUGAUUUAAUGUGGAUAUACAAUUUUGAAACCGAUGAAUGGACUGAAGGUCUUCCCAUGCUUAAUGCAAAAUACUACCACUGUGCAGUUACCUUAAAUGGCUGUAUCUAUACUUUGGGAGGUUAUCGAAAAGGGGCUCCAGCUGAAGAAGCGGAAUUCUAUGAUCCUUUAAGAAAGAAAUGGUUUCCAAUUGCAAACAUGAUUAAAGUGUAUUAA